This is a messenger RNA of Capsicum annuum, 357 nucleotides long. RefSeq lists its product as uncharacterized. The record is from RefSeq and is a predicted model, not a curated record. NCBI's taxonomy places the organism in Eukaryota, Viridiplantae, Streptophyta, Magnoliopsida, Solanales, Solanaceae. The transcript has a single exon. Bases 1 to 357 code for a protein of 118 amino acids.
AUGGGGAAGGAGGAGAGAGGGGUUCCGUGCUCAGGCGGAGACGAGGGAGGGUGGGUCCCAGGCUUGGGUGAAGCCUUGGACACAAGGGGAGGAGGGUGGGUCCUGGGCUCGGGCUCGAGCGCAUCUUGGGACACACGGGGGGUUUGGGUCCUGGAGGUCCAGGUCGGGCGGAGCCUGGCACCCGGGGGAGGGGCUUUGGCGGAAGGGGAGUGGGGGUCCUGGUCUCGAAUGAAGCCUGGGACACGGGGGAAGGUCCUGGGCUCAGGCGGAGACUGGGACACGGGGGUGGGGGUCCCGGGCUCGGACGGAGCCUGGGACUCGGGGGGAGGGUGGGUCCCAGACUCGAGCGGAGCCUGA